Molecule: messenger RNA, 1423 nt
Organism: Trematosphaeria pertusa
Lineage: Eukaryota; Fungi; Ascomycota; Dothideomycetes; Pleosporales; Trematosphaeriaceae
Product: NAD(P)-binding protein
Exons: 2
Coding region: 291-1262 (323 amino acids)
Source: RefSeq, a predicted model, not a curated record
CUCUCCACAUAACGUCAAAGUCGCGACGUUCUCAAAAGUGUCAUUGACGUUGGCUAUAUUUAGAGAAAGACAUCGUGGCGCGCUCAAUGGAUGGCACACCGCCCCUUCCUGGACUGGCAACCUGCCACAGCGAGAUCAUUAUGACGACACGACUGCACACGCCUUGGACGUGUCGUGGGUUCUCUUUGCAUACUCACUUGUAACUCACUGCAGCGCAGACACAUCGAAGAACUGUCACCAUUGACUCAACUCGGCAGAACGCCAAGACACAGAUUCCUAACUACACCACGAUGUCUUUGACAAGCAACAAGUUUGAUCCAAACAAGGAUAUUCCAGACCUCAGCGGCAAGGUAUACGUUGUCACUGGCGGCUCAGCGGGCAUUGGCUUCGGUAUCGUCGCGCACAUCCUCCAACACAACCCCGCGAAGAUCUACCUUCUCUCCAACAAAGAGCAGCACGCCGAUGAAGCACAGGCAGAGUUGGCAAAAUGGGGCGACGCCAGCAAGGUGGAGUGGCGGAAGUGCAACCUCGAGUCGCUCAAACAAACGGACGAGGUUGCAAAGCAGCUGGCGAAGGAGCUGGAUCGGCUAGAUGCGCUCGUCUGCAAUGCUGGGCUAGGCGUCGGCGUAUACAACGAGACGGAGGACGGAGUAGACAGUCACAUGCAGGUCAACCACUUCGCACAGGCCCAUCUAGCCCUGACGCUGCUUCCCGUCCUUCAAAAGACCACCGACUCGCGUAUCGUCUUCCAGUCGUCGGAAUUGCACCGCCCAUCGUCGGCCUCGUUCGAGUCGAUCGAAGAGAUUAAUAAAGACAUCGGCGCUACCAAUCUCUACAACCGCACCAAGCUCGCCCAGGUCCUCUUCGUCCGCGAGCUCGUCAAGCGAAUCAAAGCCGAUCAGUUCGGCACCGUUACCGCCGAGAAGGGCCAGCCCUGGAUCAACGCAACACACCCGGGAGGCGUGAAGACGGAUCAACAAGACCAGGCUGUUGAGGCAUACGGCACGCUUGGUAAGAUCAGCGUAAAGGCUAUCCGUCCGCUCAUGAAGGAUCCGGUUGAUGAGGGAUGCCGACCGGCGCUAUUCACGGCUACGAGCGAUGAUAUCGUCAAGGAGAAGAUCCAGGGCGAGUAUAUCGUGCCUGAUCGCAAGGUCACGGAUGUGUCCAAGCAUGCGAAGGACGAGAAGGUGGCUCUCAACCUCUGGCGGCUGACGAAGGAAGUGUUGGAGACGAAGCUCGGCAAUUUGGAUUAUGCCAUGUAAUCAGGCAGUGAAAUGGAGCAGGCCCUAUAUUGUGGCGUAUUACCAAUAGGGUCUAGAGGCUUGGUCAUGGAGUCUGAGGCUCGGAAGGUGUAGUCUUGAUGCUCCGAUACUUGCUAUGCUGGGUAAUUUCUCCAUCAGUGUUGAACACUGCAAAGUACAAG